Messenger RNA from Verruconis gallopava, 2037 nucleotides. RefSeq lists its product as uncharacterized. The record is from RefSeq and is a predicted model, not a curated record. The transcript is spliced from 5 exons. Lineage: Eukaryota; Fungi; Ascomycota; Dothideomycetes; Venturiales; Sympoventuriaceae. Gene Ontology annotation, molecular function: metal ion binding; DNA binding. The coding region runs from base 1 to 2037 and encodes 678 amino acids. Gene Ontology annotation, biological process: DNA repair.
AUGGCCACGGGAAGGAUCCUUGGUCGAGGUCGUGUCCUAGGUAGCGCCAAAUCUGCAUCGUCGCCAUCCAACCAGUCCUCCCACUCAGCUCAUAACGGAAGUGGCAGUCUUCUCUCACCGUCUGGCUCCAUAGUAUCGUCAGCUUCAGAUGGAUCUCCCCCUAUCAUACCGCAAAAGCAAGACCUGGUAGCAAACGUGAGCUUAGAGACCACUGGCCACGUCGAUACUACGGCGUCGAGCUCGCGCCUCGUCUGUCCAAUAUGCAAUGAUGAGAUGGUCACAUUGUUGCAAUUAAACAGACAUCUCGAUGACAUGCAUGCGAACUUGGAAGAGAUUGAGCAGGAUGAGGUGAAGGACUGGUUCCGCGAUCAGCUUACCAAGGCGAAGAAGUUCCAGCCACUGGCCGUCCUUAACCAGAAAUUCAAGGGUUUGGACAUUUUCGAAGCUAAUGAUUCACCUCAACCUGCUGUCAAAAUUACAACAUCUGGAAGUGGUCAGGCGUCGCCAGAGCUUAUGGCACAACGAGUUCAGGAUCCGGAGGAGUCUGUGACGCGGACACAUUGGCAGAAACCGGGCUACAAUGAUUUUUGCGCUGAUCCCAUGUGUGGCAAGAAAUUGGGCGGCAGUAAUGGAAACAUAAAUUGUCGCAAAUGUGGAGCGCUCUAUUGCAACGAGCAUACAAUGUAUCAGAUGAAACUCUCACGGUCGGCUCGUCAUGAGCCUGUUCGGGGCAUUUGGUGUAGAGUUUGUGAGACAUGUUAUAAAUCACGAGAAGGAUACAAUGAUCACCGUGGCCAAGAGAGGGAUCACACUGACGACUUUAUGAAGAUGAGAAGACGCAUAAUCGAUAAAAAGUAUCUUGAGAUAAGCAGGCUGGAGAAAAGGCUAAGCAAGCUCACGCAUUUGCUGGCUACUACGACUCUUGAAGCUCAAAGCGCCAAUGGCAGUAUGGGCAAGAGCAGUAUUUUUGGUUGGACAAUUCCGGGAGGCCAGUCUUAUCAAAGAUCACUCGAACAAUCAGUUGUUCCAUGGGAAGACGAUUCCAAUGUUGUCCGAUGUCCGUUCUGUCAACAAGAUUUUUCCAAUUAUACUUUUCGGCGACAUCACUGUCGAACAUGCGGACGCGUAAUAUGCAGCGAUCCUAAAACUGAAUGCUCUGUGAAUGUCGCUCUCGAUGUUGUCAAGCCAACAGAAACGGCCGAAAAGACUGCUACGCAGAUACAACCCGUCUCAGUCAAGGUUCGGCUAUGUAAGGAAUGUCGCCAUACACUGUUCGCAAAAUCCGACUUUGAUGCCGCUGUCGCAGAGAAGCCACCAGAUCAACGGGCGUAUGAACAUUUAAUCGAGUUUGAGAGUGGAAUUCGCCUCCUUAUUCCUCGUUUUCAAAAGCUCUUAAGCGCAUUACAAGAUCCGGAAAGUCCACCGACAAAGAUGCAAAUCGACCAAGCAACAAAGACUCGGAAACGUCUCACGGACUCAUUUGUUCAGUAUCAGAGUGCAGCCACCAGAAUACGGGACCUUCCAACAAGCAGCCAAACCCAGCAGCGUUUACAAAAAGCUGUGUAUAGUCAAGCGAUGAGUUUCUUGCAUCUGCAUAUGCUCCCUCUUAAAUCAUUGCCUAAGAUCCUCAAACAUGCUACUCCUAUGGGGAAAGGCAGUGGUAAAGGCGCACUUGCUUUAAUUCAUUUAAAUAGUCAUCUUACUAUUGAUGCAGCAUCCCAGUCCAGCCGAAGCUCUGCAAUUGAGAGUAUGGAAACCGAGGAAAAAGAACUUCGCGAGAGGUUAAUUCUCCUCGAGGAACAGAUGUUUAUCGUUGGCGAAACAUUGAAUGAUGCACGGAAGAAGAGAAGAUUUGACGACGUGAAAACUUUACAAGUGAAUUUAGAUGAACUCAGUCGUGAGGCAGAUUUGAUUCAGAAGCAACUAGCAGGACUAGACUUUGCUAGCACAUAUGCAGCUGAACCAACGCCAGAGCUUCACUGCAAAAGCACAUACAUAUUUAGGCGCCUAAUUAGGGGAAACUCCUCUCCCCAGUGA